Somion occarium is the source of this 1250-nucleotide messenger RNA. The record is from the annotation of a GenBank genome assembly. NCBI's taxonomy places the organism in Eukaryota, Fungi, Basidiomycota, Agaricomycetes, Polyporales, Cerrenaceae.
AUCUCUCGUCUUCCAAUGCUACCACCACGACUGCCCACCGAACUCUGGCUGGAAAUAUUUCGCUGGGCGACCCUAACACCAUCUACUGAAUACUACAACACAACCACCUAUCAACCUUUCCAAGCCAUACUUACCGAUGCUCGAGACGAGUCUCUCGCAGUCAAGAAUGCGCUUAGUCGCGUCUGCAGGAUGUGGAACCAAUUGACCAAAGACCUCUUAUACGAGGAUCUCUGUAUUCCGAACAAGGAGAGCAUAGGGAAGAUAAGAGAACUCCUACAUGGUGAUCCGGUGCUUAGCAGGACCGUGCAGCGCAUAUACCUUCCCUAUUCCAGUUCAGUCACCGAAGCCAAAGCGACCUAUGUCGCAGACGUCAAUGUCAUUAUCAGAGAGUGUUCCGACUUGCGGACACUUGUCAGACCACUCUCAUACAAGAACGCUUUGUACGCGUCUCCGUUCGAAUUCGCAGCAGAGGCUUGUCCUCCAUUACCGACUCUCAAGCGACUAGAUUGGUGGCAUCAUAAUGAGGCUUCCAGGACGGGGGGAAUAAAUUCCCUCAUGGACGUCUUACGUGCCGCACCAAACGUCGAGUACUUAUCUUUGGGCGGACAGCUCUGGUUGAGCUUCUUGGAUUGUCCCUCCAUAGAGUUACCGAUGCUCACUACCCUGCGUCUUCGUCGCGUGAACAUACUGUUCGUACAGCAAAUCUGCAAAUGGUCCCUCCCAUCCCUACGGACUGUCAUCGUCGACACGAUCAUCACCCAUUAUCCGUUAUUGGAUUUGUUUUGGGAGACAUUCGGAGCGCAGCUGAGGACAGUGGAAUUGGGGAGGAGUCUGAAGUUCCUUACGGACGAGACCGCUAUCCAUAAUGUUCUAACAGGGUGCCCAAACCUUGAGGAGCUGAACUACUACGUCCAGUUCACUCAGAAGCCAUAUCCACCCAGAGAGCCUCAUGCCUCCCUCGCCGUCGUUGGUUUAAAUUGUCAACGACCUGACAUGCCGGUGAACUUCUGGCUGCAUUUGGAGGACCAUUUCAGGGCUUGGAGCCAUAGCUCUUAUCCGGCUUUGAAGCAGAUCGUGUUGUAUGAUAGUCCGAAGACGGAGUUGGACGAGCGCCCCCUCCAGGACGCUACAUAUACCGUGCGAGGGCGAGGUUGUAAGGUGACUGUCGCGUAGCCCGGCAUCGAGUUCAAAUAUAAUGUAGCAUCACAUCCCUUAUCGGUACAACUGAGAAUGACAAUAGAAUUGUGAGU